AUGGCUACAUUCGGUAAACUUUACGGUCAAGCAAAUAGCCCUCGCGUUUAUGAGGUUCUGCUCACGGCUACAUAUGCUGGUAUUGAUGUCAAGCUUAUAGAGAUUGAGUCAGCGUCAAAGCAAAGCUCAGAAUAUCAGGCCAAGUUUCCUCAUGAUAAACUUCCAACCUUUGAGAGUGAUAACGGUGUUGUAUUGCAUGAAUCUGGCGGGAUUUCCUUUUAUAUUGCCAGUCAGCAGGAAAACAGCCCUCUACUUGGGAAGAACAAAGCAGAGACGGCUCAAGUUGUCCAGUACCUUCUUUUUGCCAAUGUUGAGAUUGCUCCUUAUGUAAAAACCUGGAUUGAACCGAUUUUGGGCAAGGCUAGCUAUAACAAACCUGCCCACAAUCAAGCGGUUGAUAAUUUAAAGAAAUCAUUAACGUCUUUGGAGAAAGUUCUACAAAAGAAGACUUUCUUAGUCGGUGAACGCAUAACACUAGCAGAUAUUGCAGUUUCCAGCGCUCUUUACUCAGCAUUCAAGAUGGUCUUGGAUGUUGAAUUUCGUAAAAACUAUAAGAACGUCACUCGCUGGUAUGUGACACUUAUCAACCAACCAAAUUUCAAGGUCUUGGCCGAUGCUUCUCUCGUCGAUGUUGCACAAGUAUGGAUUCCCCCUAAGAAGGAAUCGAAGAAAGACCAGAAGAAGGAGCAGCAACCGAAAAAAGAAAAGGCUAAACCGGCAGAGGAUGAUGCAGAAGAUGAUGCGCCCCCCCCUCCUAAACCAAAGAGCAAAUUAGAUCUGUUGCCUCCUAGUACAUUUGUUCUUGAUGAAUGGAAGCGUUUCUACUCAAAUAAUAAAACUCGGCCUGACGCAAUUGAGUGGUUCUGGAAGCAUUUUGACCCAGAGGGUUAUUCAAUCUGGCGUGUUGACUAUAAAUACAAUGAGGAAUUAACCAAGAUUUUUAUGAGCUCGAAUUUGAUUGGAGGAUUCUAUAAUCGCUUAGAGCGAGCCCGCAAAUAUGCCUUUGGAAGCCUGUUGGUAUUGGGAGAAGACAACAAUAGCGAGAUCGCAGGAUACUUUGUAAUUCGUGGUCAAGAAAUACCGGAAGAAGUGACGGACGCUGCAGAUUUCGAGAGCUACACGUUUGUGAAGGUUGAUCCCAAGGAUCCCGCUGUUCGCAAGAAUUUUGAAGAUUUCAUUGCAUGGGACGGUGACUUCAAUGGCAAGGCUUUUGGCGACGGCAAAAUAUUCAAGUAG
Molecule: messenger RNA, 1236 nt
Organism: Paraglomus brasilianum
Lineage: Eukaryota; Fungi; Glomeromycota; Glomeromycetes; Paraglomerales; Paraglomeraceae
Source: the annotation of a GenBank genome assembly